Messenger RNA from Caenorhabditis auriculariae, 5271 nucleotides. The record is from the annotation of a GenBank genome assembly. NCBI's taxonomy places the organism in Eukaryota, Metazoa, Nematoda, Chromadorea, Rhabditida, Rhabditidae.
AUGGGAAUGAAAGAAAUGGAAAACGAGCUGAUGGAAAACGAGCCGGAAGGCUAUAGCUAUCUCUGGUUGGCAUCGGGCUCUCAUCUGGUUACGCCGCCAAACGUGUUUAUCCCAGAUUCUCCGGAUUCUCCAAUUUUGAGUCGGCAUUUUGAAAGCGUCUUUUGAUGCUUUUUGUGAGCUUCUCACAAAUUCAUUUUUCGAACUUCCAGUAAAAUAAAAUAAACUCAUUCAAAAAAAACAUUCAAAUUCACGGUGAAUAAAAAAUCUCAAAUAAUGAGUAAUUCUCAAAGUUCGUUUCGAACGUAAAAUGUUAGACCUGGAAAACAUUUCUAACAAUACAUUUUCCACUUUUUGUUUUAUUUUGACAGAAAUGAUAUUUUCAUUGAGCAGCUAAUCUCCAAAAAUCCGAAUUUUGCGGUGAAGAUAAAUGCGAAAACUUCUUUUUUUGGAAGAUUAACGUUUAACACAGGUCUAAGGUAUACAUCUAACUAAUACCAAGCAACUUUCAUUUUUUUUUCUCAAAAUCAAAAAAAGUUUCUCAGAUAAUCACUGCGCGAAUUUUUAUUCAGACUUUCAAAGAGUCAGUAAAAAAUUGAACUCACUCUGUAAAGACUUCUUGCCAAAAAAUCCCUUGCGAGCAAAAAAGGCAUUCUAUAAAUAAAAAAAAAUUUUCGCCUCAAUGGCUCUGAUUCGCAGUUAUCGACCAAAUGUACUUCAAUUUCAUUCAGCGCCCAAGAGGAGGCAAAUCAACUCGGAAAAGGAAGGCACAAGUUUCCGGCUAGCAAAGGCGGAGUGUAUACGAGCGCGACUGGCGUCGCCGCAUUUUUUCGUUUCUGCUGAGGCCAGUCCGAGAAAAGCUGGCCGAACCUGAUCACCUCCUUCUUAUCGUUUUUUAGUAAUUGGCUUAAAAUGCCUUCCGUGAGCUCCUAACCAAAUAACUUACCUUUAUAGUUCAUUUAUCGCUAACUUGCAAAAAAUUUAAUAGGCGUCUCGACGCGAUUUCCAGAAAGCUGCACAAAAAAUGUACUUGACCCACUUUUUGUAUUCUUUUUGCAAAGCAGCGAUGAAUGGAGUAUAUCCGUUUUAAAUGGUUCACGUAUUAUUCUGGGUCCAACUUUCACGCAACUGUUUUUCUUAAAAGCUUUUCUGUUCUCGCUAAAGUUGCCCGAAACUUACCUGAUUCAUCCAACCAUUUUUUCGAAAAUGUCUUUAGCAUUUUUUCAGAAAAAGCUGGAGUCGUUGGUUAAAAUUGAUCCGUAUGCCGGACGAAUUCGCUUUGCAAAUCCUCGAAGCACAUAAUUCCAGGAGGAAAACGGUUAGUGGAGUUGUUUUUUAGCUUGAAGAUAAAUUUUUUUCGAACUUCUUUCGUCUUUUUUUGCGAAAAGAAAAUGAAAAACAGUUGUUCCAAAAAUAAAAUUGGCAAAAUUUUGUCUCUUGAUAACACAAAGACGAGAAAAGAUUGAACAACCGCCACGCUUCCAAGAAGAUUAAUGGGAUUUAUCGAAGGCCAAGAUCUGCUCGUGGUUCAGGUUUCAUGAUUUUUCCAAGUGAGACCUGCCAAUCGUGCUCAUAAUGUUUGAUAUUAGAAGCAAAAAAAAACGAAACUUUUUUUUUUCAAGAUAAAAAGGGUUCGAAGAGCAUGUUAAGAUAAACUUUCCACAUAUUCUAUCUCAUAAGGGGGUGGGUGGAAAUAUAAAACGGACUUCGAAAAGUUGUAUCAGGUUCGAAAGUUUUUCGAAAAAAUUUUAUAGGAUAUUUAAAAAUUUGGUGUCACUGAUAGCCUCAAGCAGAUUUUGUAUGAUUCAAAACGUUUGACACAAAAUUUUUUUUAACAACUUUUUAAUCACGACUUGUUUACCAAAACAAAAUUUUAUGAGCACUGAAGAGGCGGCCGUUUUCUGGAUCGUUCUGAAGCCGGAAAUAUUUCACACACUCGUGUUGCUCAACGUGGACUUUAUAAACGAGCUUAGAUACAUUAUUUAAGAUGUAAAACGGGUCGUAACGUAGAAGAUAAGCUAGGGGAGACUUUUUCGUUCAAAUAUGGGAAUUAUGAAAAAAGUACGAAAAAGAAAACAAAUAUGGAAAAUUAGAAGAAAUUUGGCAUUCACCCAGCAUUCAGAAUAGACGGGAACGGCUUUAAUUGCUUUUAAAGCACAUAAUUGACUAAAUCGCAUAUUUGUUCAAGAAGGAAUCUUUCUGAACGGUUAUGCCUACUUUUCUGGAUUUUCGAGAGCCACGAGCAGGUUUAAAAGCCUUUUGGUAAUCAGAUAUCUUUUUAAUGUAUAAUAACUCGUCAACGAAGAACACUUUAUUCAGUUCAAAAAUCAAGUGCCUGAGCUAAUAGUGCUUUACUCAAAACAGCUUGAUGAUUUUUUUCGCUCAAAAGAAUAUUGCCAAAACUUUUAUACAAGAGUUCUAAAGACUUUGGUUGAUUUUGAUAACAUAAUGCACUAUCUCCUUUUAGAUUCUUAUGUUAGUCUAUUAAAAAAUUGCACAUUUCCGAAUCCGCGAACAGGAAGCCAAGUACUGCUUGGUUCGAAGAACACCAUUUCACGAUUACACAAGAUUAAAAACUCGUUCUCGGGACAUGUUUAAUAGAACCUCUAUUGAGAAAACAAACAGAAGAAAACCGAAUUUUGAUUCUUAACUCAAAAAGUUCCAAAACUCUGAAAAUUCGGUACAUAAUUCCACUCACCCCUGAAUAUAUUCACUAUUAUAAUCAUAACUUUCCAAUUUUUUUCAGCACAACGCACCUUUUUCUUCGGUAUAGCGAUGAGCUCGAAGAAAUGGCACAGGCUUGGGCAGAAAAAUUAGCACGACAAGUAAUUUUUCCUCAAGUCAUUACAAAUCGAAAAUUUUUUUUAGUAAAACAAGCUUUGAAAAUAUGAACGCGUUGCGCUAAGAAGACAACACCUAUCCGCUUUUUGAGAAUUGAUUUAUUCAUUUUUUUUUAUUUUGGUUGAGCAAAAAACAUUCAACAAUAUUCAGCAAUUUGAAGCUGCCAGAACUCGGAGAAAAGCGGAAAUCGCUUUUUUUUCUCAAUUCGUGGCAUUGGAAAGAAAAAUAUCGCCAAGCUUUCAAACUGCGAUUUCUCGCUCUUUUUUUUGUAAUCUCUUGAAUUUAUCUACAAUUUUUAGGCACACAUCUCCUACAGCGAAUUGAGCGGUGUAGGAGAAAACAUCACAUUUUUUCCCAGUGAUGUUGAUGCCGAUUCAGGUGUGAUCAUUCAAUCUAAUUUAUCGAUAAAUUGUUUUAGUAGUAGAGCACUGGUACGUGGAACAUGAAAAAGUACGAGUACGAAACCCCGGGAUGGCAGUGCGGGACCAAUUAUUUUACUCAAAUCGUUUGGAAAUCUACGGAAGAAGUGAUUUUUUUUAGUUAUUUUUUUCAAUUUUUUUCGAAUGAACCAACUUAAAUAUGUAUGUCGACAUCUGUUUUGAAAAAAAAAACGGUAACUUAUACUAUUUUAAGAUCGGCAUAGGCCGAGCAGUCGUUGGAGCUUCUGAUUCCGAUGGAGACAGUUCUCUUGAAAACUCCACUCCAGAGUGAGUUCUGAUCUAUUUUUUUCCAAUAUUAUCGGUGUACAGUAUUUUAGGAUAUUUUAACAGUUUCUGAUUAUUGCAAAAACAUUUUGAGACACUUAGCACGCUGUCUCUGUAAUUCUGAUAAACAAAAAGUACAAUAGAAAAAAUAUUUUUGAUUUGAUGACACUCCACUUACUGAGAUAGCCUGCUUUCAGAAAUGUCAUCAAAAAUUUUCAGACCGAUUGCACCUGCCUACCGUAGCUCGGUAGCUAGGUUACGGCAGGCAGGUCCUUUUGUAUGUAUGCGUUCUUUCUGCAUACUGUAUAUCAAUCGAUAGGAAAUGCAGUUUUAAGAAUUUUUUCAGUACAUGCCAUUAUGGGUUAAUGUGGAAAAUUUUUGAGUUUCGGUGACUUUCUGCGAUUUCGGUUUUUCCGUCACUCUUUGGGUUAGGGGGAAGACCACGGCCGGUACCUUACUUAGAACAUUCUUCUCAGCUAUACCUACGAAUAGAUACAACUUUGAAAAAGAUCUGACCUACCUGUCCUUUUGGAAAAUCGCAUCAAAGAGGCCCAACUUGGCAUCUGACGGAGAGAUCGCCUACGGUUAGAGAUUUUUACGUAAUUUUUUUCGUCAGAUCUCUUACUGAAAUGUGUUACAUUUGAUAGUGCAGAGUUGUACUUUCCUCCGACUUUUAGCAUACCCGCCUAGCUCUAAAUUCAACUUGAGGCCGAUUUUGGCCUAAAAACAGCGAUUUUCCGAUUUCAACAUUGUUUUCUGAGCUCAGUCCUACUGAGGCUGUGUCUUUCAUUACUUUUACAUGUUGCAUGCAAUGUUCAAUCAAAAAAAAACAGCUUUCGAGCCUACCCGUUAAGCUCUAAAUUCAGUUUGAAGGAAAUGAUGGCCUAUUCUUGCUGUGGAUUUUCAUCAAAUCAAAAAUAUUUUUUUUCUACUGUACUUACUUUUUUUGAAAACUUUUGAAGAGUACAGAGACAGCGUGUUAAGAAGCCUAGAAUUUUAUGAUUCAUUUCAGCAUUAACAAGAAAAAUUCUAUUAACUCUAAACUUCGAGAUUCUCUAAAAAUUACAACAAUCAAAAAAAGUAAUAUUUCUUCAAAUAUUCUUUUUCUAGAUAUCAAUUUUUUUAUUUUUCUCACGGUUUUCAUCAAAGCCUAAUUUCUGUCCUGCAGGUUUCUCAACUUCUUUUCAUUUUUUAGGUCAUCACUCUGAGAAGUUCAAGUUACCGCUAAAAAAAUUUAUCCUUCCUGUCGUGUUUUCAAAAAAAGGAUUUUUCUUAAUCUGUAAUCAAAAAAACUUAACUCUCAUUUGGAAAUUUUUUUAAAAAAAUAUCUCUGAAGCUGGUGGUAUAAAAACAUCCUCUAGUUAUGAUCCUGUACAAAACAAUUAUUUUUGAGACAGCAAAGCUCAGAAUGACACACUUAUCAGGUUUUGAGUUUCCCUUUUUUAAAGGGUUUUUUUUUGGAAUAAAAAUUUGUACACUAUUCUUAACACCAAAAAGUGAUCUGAACUUUUUGAACGUGAGGUAAAUGGACCUUUCAUGCAACAUUUUAAUGCGAUUGUCUAUGGGUUUUUUCGGUUUCAUCUAAAUCUUUUACAGUUCUAGAAAAUUGGCGGCGGAUGGCGAUCAAGUGGUUGUUGCUUUCUACCGUCCUUCAGGCAACAACAACCGAGCCGGACAAUUUGCUGUCAACGUUUUGAAGCCAUCCUGUCCAACGAAAUCCCAUUUUUAG